Messenger RNA from Pocillopora damicornis (cauliflower coral), 1597 nucleotides. Its product is annotated as alpha-1B adrenergic receptor-like. Lineage: Eukaryota; Metazoa; Cnidaria; Anthozoa; Scleractinia; Pocilloporidae. Gene Ontology annotation, molecular function: G protein-coupled receptor activity. The record is from RefSeq and is a predicted model, not a curated record. Gene Ontology annotation, cellular component: membrane. Gene Ontology annotation, biological process: G protein-coupled receptor signaling pathway.
UGUGUGAAAUCAGUUCAAGAACGAUCGUAGCGGAGCAAACUGAAGAGUUGAAGGUUCCUUCGCGAGUUUAAAUCUCUUCCCAAGCGAAGAAGACAACUCGAAGAAUGGAGAAAAACGCGAACGAGUACAAUUUACCUAAUCGAUCAGACGCCACAAUCGCAUUGGAAUCAACGAUUGCUAUUUUGAUCACGAUUUUUGCAGUAGUUGGGAACGGACUGAUAAUCGCAGCGUUUCGUAAAAACAAAGUCUUACAGACCAUUCCAAACUUGCUGGUGGUGAAUUUAUCGAUUGUGGAUAUUCUUGCCUCAUUAACUACACACCCGUUGCUGGCCUCUGUUAUGAUUCAGGGAGCUUGGCGCCUAGGAAAAGAAGUUUGUGAUUACCAAGCGAUUUUAAACUCAUUUUUAUUCACCACUUCGCAUCUUAGCAUAACCCUAAUAAGUCUAAAUCGUUAUUUUGUCAUCGUUCAUUACAAAAAAUACACCAAGGUAUUUUCAAAACGGUUGACGCUCUUAUAUCUGAUGUCCAUUUGGAUGUGUUCGUCUCUUCUUUCCCUCUCGUAUUUGCUGACUCAGGCGGAAAUGACGUUUCACGGCAAGGAAGCAGUUUGUGUUGUUUUGAACAAGAGCGCAGCACCUCAGUCCGUCAUAACAGUUGUAUUUGGGAACAUCACUUUCUUGGCAACGGUGUUCUUCAACUCUGCGAUUUUCAAAUUGGUGCGAUCCCAUCGGAAACAAGUUUCUCUUUCAUUUCAUAGCAGCACUUUUCAAGAUGGUAGUGAAAAUCUCGAAGGAAACAGAAAGGCGUGGAAAUCAAGUCCACCUCGUAAGCGAAGCCGACAGGUUAUGAGGAACGAAGAUUUCUACAUUGCGAGAAAAAUCCUUAUUGUGACAAGCUUCUACACCCUUUGUUGGUUACCUCAAGGCAUACUAAAAAACACAAAUUUAGCAAACGUGGAUUUUUCGCGCGUAAUUUGGAUGGCAUCCACAUUCUGUAGUCAUCUUAGCUCUGUUUUGAAUCCCAUACUGUACGGAUUGCUAAACAGAAAAUUAAGGAAAACCAUAUUGAAAAUGCUUCGCAUGAACAAACACCGGGUGAUUAAUAUUCACACCAGAGAGGCGCCGUCUGGAAAAUUUAAAUCGACCAAGAAGGUUUUUACUGUCACUCAAGUACUGGAUUGAGGAGUAUCUUUAGAAGAUACAUUAGGCUCGGAAUAAUUUGCUCUUGUUUUACUGUAUUCACAUUAAAAUGUACGUUUAAUUCAGAUUGAGAAUCGCAAUUGCAUAGGAAAAACACUAAAACUCUCCCAAGUAGAAAACUUAAACAAUUCAAGAGAUUUAAUUGCAUGUAAAUCUUACCAGCCAACAAUUAAGGCGUCUAACUGUUCGAGUCUGCGAUUACUGUACUCUGCAAACAAUUUAAACCCAUUAAAAAGAUGGAGAUGUUGACAAAGAUCGAUAACGAAAAAAAAAACUGAGGCAUAAUGUGCUCGUAGAAAAACGUGAACUUACAAGUGGCAACGUGAGAAGGGAAGUUAUUUGUAACCGAAUUAGUAAUUUUUUUGCAAUAAAAUGGUGAAGGAAAAAAGUAACUUAGU